Salvia hispanica is the source of this 2079-nucleotide messenger RNA. RefSeq names its product putative arabinosyltransferase ARAD1. The record is from RefSeq and is a predicted model, not a curated record. NCBI's taxonomy places the organism in Eukaryota, Viridiplantae, Streptophyta, Magnoliopsida, Lamiales, Lamiaceae. Gene Ontology annotation, molecular function: glycosyltransferase activity.
CAUAUUUCCAUAGCCAAGAUCAUAUUUUCAACCUUCCUUAAUGAAGAACAUUAAAUUGCCAUUUAUAUAUUAGUAAAUUUGGAGUCCCAAUAGUCAAAAUUUUCCUCUUUUUUGUAACAGCCGCCUCAAAUUCAAGCGCCAUGGAAAUUAACAAAGAUUAACAGCUUACAAGAUGAGUGAAGAUUACUCGACCUUUAACAUAACAUCCUUAAAAUAGUCGAAUUUGGAGUAGUUGUAGGAAAUUAGAUCCAGUUCUGGAAGAUGUAUUUGUCUCAAGAGAAAAGCAUUUUGCCAUCAAGGCUUCUUGCUUGCUUAAUAGCAUUUGCAAUAUUUCUCUUGUUUUCUUCUUCAUUAUCUCUCAUACAGUUUGAUCCCAAUUCAUUCAUUCCAAUAUCAGUUCUUCACUUAAUUUUGGACAACAGCACAUCUCUUAGCCCAACUUCAAAUGCCAAAACUAAUCUAUUAACAUUACCAACUCCCUCUGCCAAAGCCCCUACUUCCCUUGUAGAUGAAUCAACGACGAAACGAUGCGAUAAGGACAAUGCUCUUCUUAAAGUGUACAUGUAUGAUCUCCCACCCGAGUUUCACUUCGGGUUGUUGGGUUGGAAGGGGGUGAAUGCAAGCCAAACAUGGCCUAAUUUGCGCGAGGCAAAGAGAUUACCAUCCUACCCCGGUGGGCUAAACUUGCAACAUAGUGUUGAGUAUUGGCUUACUCUUGAUCUUCUAGCAUCAAAUGUUGGAAAUGUUGCUAGGCAAUGUAGUGCAUACAGGGUGCAGAACGCGAGCGAAGCAGAUGUGAUUUUCGUGCCCUUUUUCUCGUCCUUGAGUUACAACCGAGGCUCCAAGCAGAGGCAUGGGAGGCAGAAUGACAUGGUGAUGCAGGGGAAAUUGGUGGAGUUUUUGCAAGGUAGGGAGGAGUGGAAGGUGAGUGGUGGGAGGGAUCAUUUGGUUGUGGCUCACCACCCUAAUAGCAUGUUGUUUGCGCGUAAGAAGCUUGGCACGAGCAUGUUUGUGCUGUCGGAUUUUGGGAGAUAUGAUGUGAAGAUAGCUAACAUUGAUAAGGAUGUCAUUGCUCCUUACAAGCACAUGGUGAGGAGUGUUUCUCCUGUUUCCUCCGCUUCCUUCGUUCAACGUCCGACUCUGGUGUAUUUUCAAGGGGCUAUUUAUAGGAAAGAUGGUGGAGUGAUUCGUCGAGAGCUCUACUAUCUUCUGAAAAACGAGAGAGACGUGCAUUUUGCAUUCGGAAGUGUGGGGAGAAAUGGAGUGAGUAAUGCAGGGAAAGGGAUGGCCUCAUCCAAAUUCUGCUUGAAUAUUGCUGGUGACACGCCUUCGUCUAAUCGUCUGUUUGAUGCCAUUGCUAGCCACUGUGUUCCGGUGAUAAUCAGCGAUGAGAUUGAGCUUCCGUUUGAGGAUGUGCUCGACUACUCAGAGUUCUGCGUGUUUGUGCCAGCAGCGGACGCUGUGAAGAAGGGCUACCUUCUGAAUUUGCUCAGAGGCAUUAAAGAAGAGGAAUGGACUAAAAUGUGGGGGAAAUUGAAGGAAAAAAGCCUUCACUAUGAAUACCAGUACCCGUCUCAGCCAAACGAUGCCGUGGACAUGAUAUGGAAGACGGUCACACGCAAGAAGAUGCCAACGUGGUUGAAGGAUCACCGGAGAAACAGAUACAUCAGAUCGCGGUCUCAAUGGAUCAGCAUUUGUUGUGAAUGGGGUCUGGUCCACGGCGAACACGUCUCUUUUGAGACUCGUUAGGAUCAAACACGGUUGAAGGGGAAGGCGCGAUAUCCAGUUGCGUACUACUCCUGUCUAGCAAGGCAUCAUCACCAUUCAGAAUCCUCCUUCUUAGAGCAAGAUCUUUGCUUCUCAGCCCCGCGACAGUCUCCAGCCCGAUUGACAGAAACGCAACGCAAAAGACUGCAACGACGAGCACUCUGUAGAUUAAGCAACCCAUUUCUUGCAGUAUGCGGCUGAUGUGGGAUUUUUUGCUGUUUGAGACAAAUUGUUACUGUUAGAAAUUGUGAUGGCUUGUAUGGUACUAUGCCUCAUUUGUGCUAUUAUUAUAUGUGAUGUGAAAUUAAAUAA